AUGUCCUCCGAAAGCAUAGUCAUCGUUGGGGCGGGGAUCAUCGGGCUCGAUGUCGCCUUAGUGCUCGCGCAAAGGGGCUUUGGCAAAUCCAUCACGGUCGUCGCGGAGUAUUUGCCUGGUGACACUGCAGUCACUUACACCUCGCCAUGGGCCGGUUGCAACUUUUCAGCAAUCUCCGGCAGCGAUACCAACGCGUUGAAAUGGGAUCGUUUAGGCUAUGCACAUCUAUGCAAUCUUGCCUCGGAGGCCGAGCGUGAAUCUUUCGUUAAACGAACGCCGUCAGUCGAGAUGUGGGACGAGGUUGUACCUCACGAGAAGAUAAAGUCCAUGUCAGACUACCUCGAGGACUUCAAGAUCAUACCUAAGCACGAACUGCCAGAAGGCGUCAAGUUCGCCGUCUCCUUCACGACAUUGACCGUGAAUGCUCCCGCUCAUCUCCUGUAUCUUUACGAAAGAUUGAAGAACGACUUUGACGUACGUUUCAUUAGACAAAAGGUCAAGGAUAUCCGUUCCGCCUUCCUCAAGCCAUCGACCAAAAUCGUCUUUAAUUGCACAGGCAAUGCAGCGAGAACAUUCCCUGGUGUUGAGGACAAGCUUUGCUACCCGACAAGGGGACAAGUUGUGUUGGUGAGAGCGCCGAAAGUUCGCACGAACGUCAUGCGACAUGGCGAGGACUACGAAACCUACGUAAUUCCUCGUCCUGGUUCCAAUGGCAACGUCAUAUUGGGAGGUUACAUGCAGAAGGGAAAUGGUGAUGGGGCUACUUAUGCCCACGAGACGAAGUCCAUCAUGGAUCGAACUCACAAGAUUAGUAGUGAGCUUCGAGAGCAGGAUCCAGAGGUGCUGGCGGUUGUUGCUGGUCUUCGGCCCUCACGCGAGGGAGGAGCUCGAGUCGAAGGGGAAGAGAUCGAUCUGGGUGGUAAACGAGGGCUUAUUGUUCACAACUAUGGCGCUGGAGGGACGGGGUUCCAGGCUGGGUAUGGCAUGGCGCUGGAAGCUGCGCAGACUGCGGGGAUCGCGUUGAAGGAGCUCCGAAAUGAGGACAUACGAUCCCGUUUGUAA
This is a messenger RNA of Colletotrichum karsti, 1062 nucleotides long. Its product is annotated as FAD dependent oxidoreductase. Gene Ontology annotation, molecular function: D-amino-acid oxidase activity; FAD binding. The record is from RefSeq and is a predicted model, not a curated record. NCBI's taxonomy places the organism in Eukaryota, Fungi, Ascomycota, Sordariomycetes, Glomerellales, Glomerellaceae. The coding region runs from base 1 to 1062 and encodes 353 amino acids. The transcript is spliced from 5 exons.